AUGCAAUGCCGUCUCCGAAGCUAUCAGAUAACGGUGUUAGAGCUGCCUUCUCAAUCAAGUUCUGAAGGACAAACCAAUAAUUGCUGCCCUUUGGGUAUUGAGGGUUUGCCUGACCUAGGAGAAAUUUAUCCUCUUGGAGGCUCAGCAGACCGGUUUGGCUUGGUAGACCCUGAGACAGGGGAAUGUCUUCUUGCUGUUAUGCUUCCUUAUUGUAGACGAACUUUAAUGGAAGGUCUUAUAAGAGAUCUUCAGUUUGUAAUUAUUUUGUCAAUGGUCAACCCCUUGUUCCAACUGCAUUUCAAAUGGUUCCACGAUCAUGGAAGAAAUUGUGCAACUGUUCAGCAAAAAAAGCUAGCAUUGCCUUCAUAA
Messenger RNA from Fraxinus pennsylvanica, 369 nucleotides. Lineage: Eukaryota; Viridiplantae; Streptophyta; Magnoliopsida; Lamiales; Oleaceae. The record is from the annotation of a GenBank genome assembly.